Molecule: messenger RNA, 2301 nt
Organism: Danio aesculapii
Lineage: Eukaryota; Metazoa; Chordata; Actinopteri; Cypriniformes; Danionidae
Product: protein NLRC3-like
Exons: 5
Coding region: 70-2301 (743 amino acids)
Source: RefSeq, a predicted model, not a curated record
UUUAAUGCAGACCAUAUCUGUUAUUCGCAGUGCAGAAUAUUUCGAAUACUUUAAUGGAAUAAAUUAUAGAUGCGUAGGGUGGGACAUGAUAUAUUUGCUACCUUCUGCAAAACCACUUCAUCCAGAGUGGGCGUUGGCGAUAACAUUGUGUUCAGCUCCAUCAUGGAGGACACGCACACAUCUGCAGAGCGGGAUUUGUUUCGAGGAUGCAGUCCAGUUCAGCAGGAAAGAUCAGAAGACUCCAGCUGUGUGUCUGUGAAGAGUGACGCGUCUCUGGAUCGACCCAUACAGUUUAAGGAUGGAGAUGCACAGCCUAAUCUCCAUCAAGUUCAUCAGAAGGGAUCAGAAGCAGAGCCCAGCUGUGUGUCUAUGAGGAGUGACGCUUCAAUGACUCAGCCAAUACGUUUUAACAGUGUUGAAACACUACGUGAUCUCAGAGAUGAUCAGACUGCAGACCUGCAGCAGAAUUCAAUCCAACCAGUAGAUGAUGUACUACAGAAGGUCAAAGAACAGCACAAAACCACCAUGAAGAGAAAAUAUGAUAGCUUAUACGAGGGGAUUAAAGUUCAAAAGAAUAAAACCCUCCUGAACAGGAUCUACACAAAGCUCUACAUCAUAGAAGAAGAGAGUGAAGGAGUGAAUGAAGAAUAUGAGUUUUUAAAGAUGGAGAAAACUGCCACAACAAAACACACAAAAGACACUCCAAUCGACUGCAAUGACAUCUUUAAGGUCUUGACCCAACCAGGAUGUGAGGAAAAACCUAAAAUAAAGACUGUUCUCACUAAAGGCAUCGCUGGAAUCGAGAAAACCGUCUCUGUGCAGAAGUUCAUUCUGGACUGGGCCGAGGGAAAAGACAAUCAGGAUGUAGAUUUCAUGUUUGUGCUUCCAUUUCGAGAGCUGAACUUGAUCAGAGAUCAUCAGUACAGUCUUCACAGACUUCUGCUGGACUUUCAUCCUGAACUUGAAGAUCUGGAGCCCAAGAUUUAUGAGCAGUGUAGAGUUGUGUUCAUCUUUGAUGGUCUGGAUGAAAGCAGAAUCACACUCAACUUUUCAGAUGAGGAGAAAGUUUGUGCUGUGACUGAAUCUUCAUCAGUGGCUGUGUUGAUGUGGAGCCUCCUGAAAGGAGAUCUGCUUCCCUCUGCUCUCAUCUGGAUCACCUCCAGACCAGCAGCAGCCCAUCAGAUCCCCUCCAGAUACAUCAACCGUCUGACAGAAAUUCAGGGAUUCACUGAGCCUCAGAAGGAGGAAUAUUUCAGGAAGAGAAUCAGCGACGAGCAUCAAGCCAGCAGAAUCAUCUCCCACAUCAGAAGAGCAAGAAGCCUCCAGAUCAUGUGCCACAUACCCGUCUUCUGCUGGAUCUCCUCCACUGUGCUUCAGAAGCUCCUGGAAGAAGAUCUGAGUGCAGAAAUCCCUCAAACUCUGACUGAGAUGUACAUCCACUUCCUGCUGAUUCAGAUCAACAUGAGGAAUCAGAAGUAUGAAGAGAGAGAUCCAGAGAAACUCCUGCAGUCCAGCAGAGGAGUGAUCCUCAAACUUGCUGAAGUUGCUUUCAGACAGCUGAUGAAGGGCAAUGUGAUGUUCUAUGAGGAGGACCUGAUUGAGAGCGGCAUAGACGUCACUGACGCCUCAGUGUAUUCUGGGAUCUGCACUGAGAUCUUCAAGGAGGAACCUGUGAUUCAUCAGAGGAAAGUCUACAGCUUCAUCCAUCUCAGCUUUCAGGAGUUUCUGGCUGCUUUCUUUGUGUUUUACUGUUGUUUAAUGAAGAACAUAGAGACCAUGCAGCUCCUUCUGGGGGAGAAAUAUGAGAGGUACAGAUCUAAGAAAACCUCUUUGUAUAAGCUACUAACAUCAGCAGUUGAUAAAACCAUUGAGAGUGAGAAUGGUCAUCUGGAUCUUCUCCUGAGAUUUCUUCUGGGCAUCUCAAUGGAGUGCAAUCAGAGACUCUUACAGGACCUAAUGCCACACAAAGUAAACAGCUCAGAAAGCAUCAGAGAAACCACACAGUACAUAAAAGACAUGAUCAAAAGAGAUGUCCAUCUCUCAGCUGACAGAUCCAUCAAUCUGUUCCUCUGUGUACUGGAAAUGAAGGAUCAGACUCUGUCCAGAGAGAUUCAGGAGUUUGUGAAAUCUGAUAAACACUUAGAGAAGAAACUCUCUCCUACUCAUUGCUCAGCAAUUACCUACAUUCUUCAGAUGUCUGGGGAGGUGUUGGAUGAGUUCGACCCUAAAAAGUACAACACAUCAGAUGAGGGAAGAAGAAGACUGAUACCAGCUGUGAUCAAAUUCAGAAAAGCUCUGUGA